CAUAAAGUUCAGAGGGGAAAAAAACGAUCCUCGAUCUUCGAGGUUUUUGAAAGGUUUACGUUCGUGUAUAACGUAUCGAAGAUACAUUGAAGAUACGAGAAAGACAAGGAGAGAAAAAGGACUCGUCUUCUCGGGUUCGGUACCUAAUUAUACCAAGUCACAUGCAGAGCUCUCCGCUUUCUAUUUUUACGACACUUGACCGAAACCUAAACGCUACGACAAGUGUGAGGGGCGUUAUAUAUAAUAUUUUUUUUGUCUUCGACAACACCGUGUCUAUCAUCCUCGAACUAUUAUUCUCGUUCCUUUUUUUCGCUAAAAGAGUGGUGGGGGGGAGGAGAAAUAUUACGUAAAUCGCAAUUUCGUAUCGCGUUGGGCGUACGAAAAGUGCGUUUGGCAAAGUGGAGAGGAAAAAUGAAGAAUUUUCAGCUUCAAAUUUCUCUCAAAAAUCAACAAAUUACGAAUUUUGUGUUUCAAUAAUUCGGUUCAAUGUCGAGCGAAUGGAAGAGAGAAAUUUCUCGUUUUUCACUGAGGCUUCAAUUGUCACCUUGUUCAAAUAACAAUAAUUGACGUCGUGAGAAAAUUUCUCGAUAUAUUUUGGGCGAUCAGAUGUCACAGGAGCGGAGAAAGUAAUUUGAUAUUCUCGCGUUUUGUUGACUCAAGAGGACUAGCCCAAAAUUUUGAAACGCUCCACACAUUGGCUGUUGGGAGUGUCCGGGACGUAUGUUCGAUGUGUGUGUCCCCAGGCAGGACACCUCGACUAAUUUAUCAAAAUAUAAAGAAAGCAAAAGGCGCAAAGAAAAGGAACGAAAAUGCCACGAAUUCCGGCGAAAAAUCAUUUCCCCCCUGAUCGAGUUCAAUCCUCUUUUUCCUUUCUCCGCUGCCUCAAUCUCGAACCUUCGAAAUUCUUCCAAAACUUGUACUCUCUCGUCUCUAUUUUUUUCAUUCGAGCUUGCUUCGCAAAAAGUGACAGGAAGAAAAAAAAGUAAAAUAAAUGAAGCCUCGAGGAAAAAAUUUCGAUAAUGCAAGAUUCGGGGCUCUCGCGAUCGAAGAUUCAGCACACUUAACACAAACAUUCUUCGUAAAGAUCGAGUCGCGCUAUAGGUCCGUUCCUCGAAUCCUUUUUUCCCCCAUUUUUUUUUCUCUCCAUACACACUUUUUUUUGACAUCGUCAUUCUCACCCGCACGCAUAACACGAUAGGAAUCAGUAUAUUAUUUUAGAGGCGUUCUUGUACACACAUGCGGAGACUAUAUGAACGAGCUUGACAGGUGCCCUGGAGAGAGAGAGAGAAAAAAAAACGAAGGAGAGUAAGAAAAAAAUGCAGGAGAGGGAGAGAGCGUUGGAGCACGUAAAAUGUAAGCACAGAGGGCUGGCAGACCACAUGUGCCACUCUAUUACUUAUCUACCCGUAAUAUGACUUACAACUCGGACCGUAACAUUUGUAUGCGUUCGCUGCAUCUUCUUCAUGCACUAAUGUCUGAAUGUCUGUAUGUGAGGGAUUGAGGAAAGAAACGCUCAACCGCAUGUGCUCUCGAGGGGUGCAAAGAGAUGCAAGUGCACCCCUCGCAUUAAAAGAAAAAACGAAUUAUACAUAUUAUUUCACGUCCAAACAUUGCGGGACAACACAGAUUUCUUACUCGUCUCUUGUUGCGAAUUCGUAUUCGAUUCUUUGCCACGCAGUUACUUCAGUUUGUGGGCUAACGUUAUUGCGAGAAAAUAUUUCAUACGAGUACGCCAUUUUUCGGUGAGAAACGAUCAUCUCAAAGGAGCGAUGUCACUGUUAGAGGCCUUACGACAGAAAGAACGUGCUUUCACGUUCAAUAAAUAAUCGAAUGUUAGUCAGAUUGGAGAUCCUGUUGGAGUUUUCAUCGAACUGGGAAAAGGGUGAAAUGCAAGAAAUAUCGUUGCGGGGGAAUCGUCGAAGGAAAAGUACAAAACGAGCAAAAAACAGGACCCCGAAGAUCAAGCAUCGGAAUAUUUUCGCCACGCUUGAAGAACCGAGAGCCUCCGCGGAGGGGAAAAAAGUCUAUGAAAUUUCAAUUUACGAGUCUCAUAGAGAGAACGAAGAACCCCGCUCCAGAUGAGGAAGAAAGCUCUCGCCAAAGGGACAUAGAACGAGGAUUAAAUAGCUAACGGAGAGAAAAGAGAAACAGUAAGAAGCACGAAGAAAACGACGGGGGAAGGAAUAGCAAAAAAAUUCAUGCAUUCGAGUUACGUCCAAAGAAGAAGAACGAGGAUGACGGACGGUCGCACAGAUGUGCCAGUACAUAAUGUAACGGACCAGCGCCACUGUUCCUACCCUUUGAAUAAAAAGUUGGGGUAAAAUGCAUCUGGAUGAUUUACACGGUACAAGACAAAAUUCGAUCGAAGGAUUAAGGCAAAUAAUUCCAAUAAUGCGUAAUGAGGUCGAAGAAGAUUACGGAUUAUCGUCGAUAACGAGCGAUCUCGUGUCAACGACACCGACCAUGGGUAACAACGUACAUUUUUCGUGGGACAACUUGAGCAGCAAGAGUAGCAACAGCAGUCUUUCACCAAUUUUGGCAAGUCCGUGCGAGCCGACCGAAUGGGAAAAUUUAUCGACGACGAUAUUUCAGUACCCGGUUAAUUUGGGACGCCCAUUGGCAAUGACGAACGGUGAAAUGUCACCGGGCAGUACCGGAAGCGAAGCUGUAACGCCAAAUUCAUGGAACGGUGGUUUGUUCAAUAGUGAAUACAGCGAGUAUUCCAACGACGAAAUUACCAACGACUUCAACCCACGGUUCAGAUUGCCCUCCGUCAAUUCGGCGUUUUCGUUUUCCCGCAAUUUUUCAAACGCAAAUAAUUACGGCGAAUUCGCAAGCUCUGACUACAAUCAAGAUUGUCAGGAUUACGAGGAUUUUCGAGAAUUCUCAGAGGACUCUUUGAUACCCGUCACGUCACAGACUCAAGACAACGAAAACUUGAACGAAUCGUUGCAAAUCGUCGACGAAUUUGAUCUCAGUCUCAUCAGAGGCGACCCCACUAUGCUGCUCAAUAACGUUCCAUCCUCAAACUCAUUCUCUUCCCUCACUUUUAUCGAUGACGUUAACGAUCCCUUCCCCAAUUCGAAUGGACAAUGUUACGCCGUUGGUCAUCUCGUUUCCACACAGACUUCCGCUUUACCGAACAACAAUUUCAAAAAUAAUAAUCACUCGUUGACUUCCGGCCUCGUCAGUAGCGCCGACAAUCAAAUCGUCUUACCACGCAGUGAAGGCCUCAUGCUUGCCGAUAAACGACGCAAAACUUCCACCGGUUUUAUCGGCAAUGAUAAUCGACACGAGGAUUCGUACGGUUGUAACAUGUCCUCGGAGGAAGGAUAUCCUUCGUCUUAUCCGUGUCGUUGGCGCGACUGUGGUUUGUGUUUCAACGAUCAGGAAGGCCUGGUUCGUCACAUUGAGCGGCGUCACAUCGAGUCUUCGUCCUCUAACUCCCACGGUCCAGGAAGAAGAUCGCAGCGAGAUCGUGAAAAGGAAAAGGACAAGGACACUGUGAGCUCGACUUCGUUGAACGUUGCACAAGACGAAUUCGCUUGUCUUUGGCAAGGGUGUCCUCGAGCCAGACCUUUCAAUGCUCGAUACAAAUUACUCAUACACAUGCGUGUGCACAGUGGCGAAAAACCUAACAAGUGUCCGUUUGCAGGAUGUAAAAAGGCUUUUUCUCGUCUUGAAAAUCUGAAAAUUCAUCAACGGUCGCACACCGGAGAAAGACCUUACGCUUGCCAACACCGAGGAUGCUCGAAAGCCUUCAGCAACAGCAGCGACAGGGCUAAACAUCAGAGAACUCAUUACGAUACGAAACCAUACGCGUGUCAAGUGACAGGAUGUGGCAAGCGGUACACAGAUCCCUCGAGUCUUCGAAAGCACGUUAAAAAUCAUGCGGAUCCGUCGACAACAGUGGGAUCGACUACGAGAGGAACAACGAUGGACUCGUCAUCGAAGCAAACCUUGUCACACAGAAUCUCAUUUGCGAAUAUGAAAGACUCGACAACCCGCAAUCUCAACAUAUCCACAUCCGCGUUGAGUCAUCGAUUGCAUGAGAAUUGCGAAAUUACGAAGGAGGAUAAAGUUUCUUUGUUCCACGAGAUUCAGACAUCGGAGGCACGUUUAACGUCCAAGAUUGAAAACAACCAACCGGAGUACGUGCCCUUCGAGUCCGUCGAACGAUUUUUAAUCGAGGACGAAACGUACACGGGAAUUGAUAAUGGAGAAUUUUACGGAGAUGACGUAACGGAUUUUCAAGAGCUCGGAUCCGACAUCGAGCACGAGUUCCUCGAGCUCAGCAAUCUCGACGAUGCGCAGUUUAUCGGCGGAUAAUCAUAUCGUACAUCCAUAGGAAACGAUAUAAAUAUAUUAAUGAAAAAAAAAAAAAACAAUCAAACGCAUUUGGAGUUGAAAGAAACGAGGCGCCACGAGCAGUUCUAUAGGAACUGCUUACUCAAUUGUGAUCUCAGGAAACGUCGAGGAUCGCGGAUCUCAUCGUAAAUCCAAAGAUUAAUUAUAAGACUUUUUCAUAGUUAUAACCACUAUAUUUUCCAAAUACAAUUUUUUUAUUACUCCA
Molecule: messenger RNA, 4573 nt
Organism: Venturia canescens
Lineage: Eukaryota; Metazoa; Arthropoda; Insecta; Hymenoptera; Ichneumonidae
Product: transcriptional regulator CRZ1-like
Exons: 8
Coding region: 2323-4329 (668 amino acids)
Biological process (GO): regulation of transcription by RNA polymerase II
Cellular component (GO): nucleus
Molecular function (GO): DNA-binding transcription factor activity, RNA polymerase II-specific; RNA polymerase II cis-regulatory region sequence-specific DNA binding
Source: RefSeq, a predicted model, not a curated record